GAUUGCUCAACCCAUACAGUAAACGCACCACAUCUAUCAAAGUGUCAAACAAGACAGCCCACCUCAUCUUCCCAUUUUCUUUCUCUUUCUCUUUCUCUCUCUAUUCAUAUAUAUAUAUAUGACUAUUUGCGUAUAUUUUGAAUAAUGGAGGAUAUGGCCGCCAGAAGAACACCACAUUUGUUUGAUGCAUCUGCUUACUUGUUAUUCGAGGCGAGCGGCGAUUCUGAAGCCCCCGGCGCAUUGUUGGACUUGGAACCCGGUACUGGUGCCUCGGCGGAGGACGAUGCGCAGUCCUGCAGCUACGGAUCUCUAUCUGAUACUGAUGAGGAUGAUGAGGCUCAUGUGAAUGAGGUUGAUAUUGAUGUAAAUAUGGAUCUCCGCGGCGGCGACGAGGAGGAAGACGGAGGUAGCGAGGGAGAAGAGGAUGGUGUAGUAGAUCAAUGCCGCCGCAAGGAGAAGGCGCUGAAAUCCAAUGAUUCAAAUGCGAAGAUGAUGAAUGAGAGAGAAGGGGACAGGCUGUUCUGGGAGGCUUGUUUGGCAUCUUAGACAGAGGGUACAAUACCUAAUUUUGAGAAACAAAUUGCCAGGCAUAGGAGGAUGCUUUGAUGCUAAAAGGUUUACCCAAGUCAUGACAAACAUUGUCCACCUCCGAGAAGAAAAGGGCUCUUUCCCAUAAGAAGGGGUUCCAUGUGUUCAUCUACUGUUGUUCUAGUUACUAUAAUCCAGCUUCUUUCAAGUGUUGAUAAAUACUUUAAGAAAGUUGCCAAUCUUUAAAGGAAUUAUGUGUAAUUUUUUUAAUUUUAAUUUGCAUCUUGUGGUGUAUUAAUUGUCAUAUUAGUUAUAAAAUUUAUAGACAUAGUUUGUAUGUCCGAACAGAAAAUUUGAGGAAA
Molecule: messenger RNA, 890 nt
Organism: Sesamum indicum (sesame)
Lineage: Eukaryota; Viridiplantae; Streptophyta; Magnoliopsida; Lamiales; Pedaliaceae
Product: myelin transcription factor-like protein
Source: RefSeq, a predicted model, not a curated record